AUCGCACCAUUGCCACAGAGUUGUGUGCGCGAUGCUAUGGCUACUAAAAGCAGCCAAUAGGAUUCGCCGGGUAGAAUGUAGAAGACAGUAUUCCGGAGAGCUUUAUACAGUGUUAGCACACCAGCUGCUGCACAGGCGCCGGAGUCCCUGUACUUGAAUUGCUCCAUGCGCGUGCUGCACGAGGCUCUCGUGAAUAGGGAUGGAAACUACAAAGACGUCAUCGGUUUCUGCGGAGAAAACUUCACGGCGUACGCCAAGGGGAUUUCCAAUUCAUCCAUCAACGCGUGGAGCGCCAAGGCCUCCCUUUCGACCUUUGACCCUGACACGGGAGCAGAGGGUGCUCCCUUCGUCUCGACAUCGUCCACUUCUAGUAAAAGAAUUGACCUCAGCAGCCUGAACUCAGAGGAAGUGACGUCAUGGUUCAAAGAGCUGGCCCCUUUGAACGUCUUCUUGAAGCAGAGCGAUUGCGAGAACAUAGUGGUGGUGGCUAACCUCAGUGUGCUGGACUCUACCGGAAUGGUCCGCUACACUGGAGCAACGACCGGAAGACUCUGGUGCGACUCAUCCGAUGUUGACCUAGCCCUGACCUUGACCGGAAAUCAGCCUACAGCCGUCACGGAUCUAGCGGCAGAGAGCUCGGUCUCUCUUCCUAUACCCGCAUCCGACAUGAUAAAGGCUAACGUAACUGGCUUCCUCAAGCCCCUUGCCAACAAGGGCUGCUACUUCGCCACUGCCUUCUUCACGCGCCACUUCGAGAUGAAAACCUCCGGUCCGUACACGAACCCCGGCAUCGACGCAAAGUCGAUUGUCCUGGCUACAAGUUGCUUCUUCCCAGCCAACAUCAGCAGUGUAGAUUUCAGAGCGAUGCUUACCAAGACUGUCGUGCCGAAAGGAUUAUGUGGCUCUUACCAGCUAGUCCUGCUCCUCGAUGCACUGAACGCUGCAUUCAACGAGCCGAACAAGAAGAAUAAUUACGUCACGUUUCUCUACAACGUCAGCUGCGAAACAGAGGACGUGUGUGAGGUUGUAGAGAACGGCUGGUCCGCGAAGGACGCCCGAGUGUUCCUCCGCAGCCCAAUGGAGGAUUCCGUCUUUAUGGACGACGGCAGAUGGACAGAGAGAAGGGACACGUCACAUAGUGACAUAGAGAGGUACGGAUACGGCGCGUUGAAGGUCAUCGGAAAGUAUCUCAAGGACCAAACGAACCAGUGCAAGGCGGACCUCACUUCCGCGGAUGCAGUCGCUAGGAAAGUGUCCGAGAUGGAAGGGAUUAACGCGGGGCCGGCUGUGGACACGACCGACAUAGCUGACCUGCUGACCUCGUAUGAACAGACCAAGGCCAAGCUGAUUGCUGGGACCGCAGACAAUAAAACUGCCAUAUACGACCUGAGGAUCGCGGAAAUGACAAACAAAUCCAGCCUGAACUUCCGGGAGCUGCUGAAGAAGCAUAUCGAGAUGGGCGGCCUGCUGUCGAUCAUUAACGCCUCGCACCCCUCGGGAUCGAACCGUACCAGCCGUGGGAUGCUGUGCCACCUCGAUCAUACCUUCGAAAAGAUUGCUUACUUGUUUAAGGAUCUCUUCCUGAACGAUCAGAUCCACCACCCGCAUCGCGCAUACCUCCAGGAGACCUUGGCGGAGAUUGUCGGCAACCUGACCGCUGUGUCCCUCCUGCUGAAGAAACAGUACCCUGGCUUCGAUUGCCUGGAAACUAUGGUGAAACGGGUCAUCAAGAUCCUUCAUCUCGCCAACGGCGGUUCCGUUGAAACCAGUAUGACCGAUCUCUGGGACGACAUGCUAGACGGAGACUACAUGAACGCCAUGAAGGUCAACAACCCGGACUGGAUGUGUGGCGGGAUGUGGAAUCGUUGCCUCAGGAAGAUCGCCGCCUUGUGCGAACGCUGCGACAUGGAACAGGAAGUCACUUCAGAUGACGUCUGCCGCAUGCUGACCUUGAAGAAGUUCGCGCGCGACUACGCGACGGUAAUUGGCUUGCACCACCUGGAUCGAUACGGCAUACUGGAAGGGGAAUAUAAAAACGACACAGCGUGUAAAAGGGAGCGUCUGAUUGCUACCCGUGAAAUCCUCACCUUCUGGAAACAAGGUCCAUUGAGACCGAACGACCCCAACUCACCCCAGUGCGUUAUGAAGGGGCACAUGAGCCCCGACAACAGGAAGAUCUGCUGGCGAAAGAGGGCCAUGUGCACGUGCGACGCAUGCUCCGCGCCAUCAGCAUGGAACAGGAAGUAGAGCUGUCACGUGUGCGGAGACGGAGACGCUCUGGGCCCGUAAUCACAAUUCUUAUUAGGAAUGUGUGAACUGCAGUCAAAAAUUAAGGCAGAGUUUUUCUAAUCAAUGAUAUUGACCCUGAUUGUCUGUAGUAUCUGAAUCAGGAAAUGGUAUCAAUCGAAUCGUUACAGGAUUUAAGCUGUUAAAGACGAAGUAAUAUUUACAUCAAAUAUAACGGACUUUGGGAAAUUUAUAGUUUUGAAAAUUAACUUUAUUAUUCCGUAGAAACAUUGGAUGAUAUGGGCCCUAGAUUUGAUAAAAGUUAUUGAACUAACCUCUGAUAAUCAACGUGAAAAAAUCAAAACGAUUUGAUAAUAAAUACAAAAGUAGAAUGCAUGUUUUUUUUCAUAAAUUGCAUAAUUGAAAAGUGAAUAUAAAAUUGUUAAAACUCCAGUUGUUAGCAAAUGUAGUAAGAAUGUGAGUUACGUUUUGACCGUGACAACUUUUCUCGCCUUAAUAAGCCUGUGUAUCAUUUUAAUUAGUUUCAGGAUAAAACAGUAGGAUUAAACAUUUUGAGUGUUGAAUAAAACCUUGUGCUAAUGUUAAAGAUGAUACAUUUUAAAGACAAUGUCCUGAAAAUCGCUGUGAGAUUUUGUUCUUAAAGUGCGAACUGAUGCGCUUAGCAAUGAUUGUGUUUUAUUAUUGUUUCAUUUAUCUGUUUCAUAUGAUAUGCCUUACGAUCAGAAAAUAACAUAUCAAUUACAAAACUUUCAAGACCAGAAAUCGCUCUCGGUUUAGUAAACACAGGAUUAAAAUGUACGGUAAUAUCGAGGUGGUAAACAUAGGUAAGCAAUUAAAAUGAUUUGGACGGGUUUUUGUGCAACGAUUUUGUUAGCAAAAGUCAAACGAAUUGAACCCACCUCUUUUAAGAUAGUAACGAGAAAAUAAUUAAUUGGUUGUUAUAUCUGUGAUAUUAUUAUUACUUUGUUGAAUUUUUAAUAUUCUAAAGAUGUAUGCUUUGAAUGCUGUUAACGCUUUAAUUUACAGCGUCUCUUUGCAUAUACCAUUAUGAUAAAAUUGUGUAAAUACGUAAAAGGUUCCGAAAUAAUAACACCAGAGAAAAGAAGAAUAUCUUCAACCACCAACAUUUGUGGUGCAAACUGCAUACUGUUUGGCAGCAUAUUGUUUUCAUGAUUAAAAAAUUAAAACAAAGACAUUUCUAUAUUUCAAGAAAGAUCACGUUUUCUCGGAAAACCUCGCGUUAAGAAAAAAAUAUUGUUCUAUGAUUUUUUUUAAAUAUAACUUUGUAAUUUAAGUGUAACUCUUAACUAAGUUCACUAAUUAAAGGGAAUAUCGCAGCAAUUGAUGAAAUCGUUUACUUAUAAGGAUACCGGAUUGAAGCGUCAUCUAUGAUUUUCAAAUUCUAAACGUAUAAGCAUUGUUUGAUCCCACCUUAUUGAGAAUAGUACGCACGAAUUUCGUGUUUACCAGAGUGUAGCUGAAAAACGUAUUUUCCCUGAGCACUAUCUAUUAUAUGUUGUAGUUUCACGUGCUAUUAUGUAAAUCUAUUUAUAAUUCCCUCUCGAAUAGCAAAACGAAAAAAACUGUUGCAAAACACAAAUAAUUUAGAUAGUAAUAUACGAAAUUUACGAAAAUAAUUUACAAAAAGCAAAUGUAUUCACCAAAUUAAAUAAUAAAUAUACUCAAUGUGUGGUGUUAAAACAAAAAUGAUAAAUGUGUAUAUGUUAUUUAAGAUAUUUUCAUAUAUGUUUCAUAAACUUGACAAUUGAACUUUAACACUUUUAUUUUUGUUGAA
Dreissena polymorpha is the source of this 4042-nucleotide messenger RNA. RefSeq lists its product as uncharacterized. The record is from RefSeq and is a predicted model, not a curated record. Lineage: Eukaryota; Metazoa; Mollusca; Bivalvia; Myida; Dreissenidae. Bases 166 to 2247 code for a protein of 693 amino acids. The transcript is spliced from 16 exons.